Messenger RNA from Polyodon spathula (Mississippi paddlefish), 2650 nucleotides. RefSeq names its product diacylglycerol O-acyltransferase 1-like. Gene Ontology annotation, biological process: triglyceride biosynthetic process. NCBI's taxonomy places the organism in Eukaryota, Metazoa, Chordata, Actinopteri, Acipenseriformes, Polyodontidae. Bases 152 to 1741 code for a protein of 529 amino acids. Gene Ontology annotation, molecular function: diacylglycerol O-acyltransferase activity. Gene Ontology annotation, cellular component: endoplasmic reticulum membrane. The transcript has 18 exons. The record is from RefSeq and is a predicted model, not a curated record.
CCCGAGAACCCGAGAGCUGUGGUAUUGCCAAGCUGCUCAUGCAGCUGUCCCGUGAAUAGGAAGCGACCGUGUUGAGAGAGGGUAAAAUAAAAAUAAAAAACUUGGGAAAACUUGUAUUACAACGAAGGACAUUUAAUGUGUUUGAAAGAACAUGGGGGAUAAACUGGACAAGCUCCCCGUUAGCCGGAAAAGGAGAACCACUAUCUCAGGAGGGUCAAGUUUGAAAACAAAUGGCAAGAAGUCAGGUUGUGAAAAUAAUGUUGAUAACAGUACUACGACCCACACCGUCACUAACAAGACACACGUAAAGACAGCACAAGUCGCUGGGAAGCCGACAAAAGAAAAGGGAAGAUAUGAAGCCCCUUACGACAAACUCCGCUGCCACAGGCUGCAAGAGUCCCUGCUCAGCUCGGCCAGUGGCUACAGCAACUACAGGGGAAUCCUCAACUGGUGUGUGGUCAUGCUGGUAUUGAGCAAUGCACGCCUUUUCUUAGAAAACCUUAUAAAGUAUGGAAUAUUAGUGGAUCCAAUCCAGGUGGUUUCACUCUUCCUAAAGGACCCAUAUAGCUGGCCUGCCCUGUGCCUUGUUCUUGUGUCCAAUGUAUUUAUACUAGCGGCUUUGUACAUAGAGAAAAGGCUGUCAAUGGGUUUUUUCUCAGAGAGGGUUGGUUUUUGGCUUCACUUCUUCAACCUCUCCAUGAUCCUCUGCUUCCCUGUGGCUCUUGUGUUGAUGGUCAGAUCCAUGACUCCAGUGCACUUCCUAAUUACAGACCCAAUUGGCGGUGUGUUUGCACUGACAGUCUACACCAUCCUGUUCCUCAAGCUGUACUCCUACAAAGAUGUGAAUAAGUGGUGCAGAGAAAUCAGACAUGCUAGAGCUCGAACUCUGGCCCGAUCACAGUCAUUCCCCAUGGCCCACAAAGCUAAUGGUGAUGCCGUACAGGCCCACGUGACAUAUCCAGGAAACCUCAAACACAGAGAUUUAUAUUACUUUGUGUUUGCGCCAACUCUCUGCUAUGAGCUCAGUUUUCCACGGUCCCCUCGCAUACGCAAGCGCUUUCUGCUGCGGAGGCUUUUUGAGAUGCUUUUCUUUAUACAGCUGUUGGUGGGAUUAAUACAACAGUGGAUGGUUCCAACAAUUCAAAAUUCUAUGAAGCCAUUUAAGGACAUGGAUUAUUCAAGGAUUAUAGAGCGUCUCUUGAAGCUUGCAGUCCCCAAUCACUUAAUCUGGCUGAUCUUCUUCUAUUGGUUUUUCCACUCGUCGAUGAAUUUCGUGGCUGAGCUCAUGCAGUUGAAAGAACCCACUGAACGCAUGUUCAUUUCCACUCCCCCUGGAGACAGGGAGUUCUACAGAGACUGGUGGAACUCUGAAACUGUCACCUACUUCUGGCAGAACUGGAAUAUUCCCGUCCACAAGUGGUGCAUUAGACACUUCUACAAACCUAUUCUGAAGAGAGGCACAAGUAAAUGGGCAGCACAAACAGCAGUUUUCCUGGCAUCAGCUUUCUUUCAUGAGUAUUUGGUCAGUGUUCCCCUGAAGAUGUUCCGACCAUGGGCAUUUAUGGGCAUGAUGUCUCAGAUUCCCCUGGCCUGGUUUGUGGGCAGGUUUCUGAGAGGCAACUAUGGCAAUGCUGCAGUCUGGAUUUCUCUCAUCAUUGGGCAGCCUGUCGCAGUGCUGAUGUAUGUUCAUGACUACUACAUCCUGAACUACGAGGAAACCCCAGUGGCAGGAAUGGCUUGAGAACAAUAAAUAGGAAAGAGGAAGAUGGGAUCAGGAACCAGGUAUCACGGAGGUGCGAAGAUGCCCUCAAACACGGUGCAAGAACAAUAAUGCCUUGUAUAUCAUUUUCUAUUUUAAACGGGGGUGGGGGGGGUAAAUAUUUUUGGACAUAUUUAAUUGUGGAGGGUAAAUGUGUAAUCCUUUCAAAGAGGAGCAUCAGUGGAGCAGUGGGUACUUUGUUGAGAUGGAUCAUUGAGUUUUAUUUGCUUCUGUCGUGCAGCAAACAAUUACUAGCCAAAGCAAGCUCUUGGUGUGUGUGUGUCCUGUAUUUUUAUGGUUUUUUCGGUUAUUUUUACUACUUUUGAUUUAAACAAUAAAAGCGCCCUCAUUAAACCUUAGAACAAAUCAUCUGUUUUUCUUUUAUAUAUUGUAAAACCGUGUACUUUAAAAUGCUUGGGAUGGAGGAAGAUAUUCAUAACAGGGGUGGGAAGGUCUGUGAACCUGUGUGGUAUACAGUACCUAAAGUGGAAAGCAUGCAGUACCGACACCAGCUUUCCUUUGAGAACGGUUAUUGCGGGAAUGCUGUCCGUGUGGUCUCCAAUGCAACUGUGCCGUAUAUACUCCCGUUUUCUCAGUAAGUAGUCACAAUGGGUCAAUUGCAGUGUACCAGAUUUAGUCCACUUGAUGUGUCUAACUAGUGGAUUAAGCAGUUCUAGUCCACUUGAUUGGACUAAAUUAGUACACCUUCAAAUCUUGAUUGCAGCGUACAAGAAGGUAAUCCUCACAGGUGGAUCUUCUGCUAAAUCAGACUAAACAUGAUCCCCAUUGCAGCAGCGUACCAAAUCAGAUCUCAGAUGAUCCUGUUCAAGUGGAUUUGCUCAGUACUGUGAAGGAUAAGACUAACUUAGUAUUCUUGACUGUCCUAUGCAU